Diabrotica virgifera virgifera (western corn rootworm) is the source of this 8724-nucleotide messenger RNA. It is a transcript of the gene unc79, whose product is annotated as protein unc-79 homolog. The coding region runs from base 800 to 8638 and encodes 2612 amino acids. Gene Ontology annotation, molecular function: protein binding. The transcript is spliced from 32 exons. Lineage: Eukaryota; Metazoa; Arthropoda; Insecta; Coleoptera; Chrysomelidae. The record is from RefSeq and is a predicted model, not a curated record.
CCAAUUUGGGUAAAAAUCUAUCAAAUUCGCGUAAUAGUUAGUGCUUUAACCGUUGUUACGAAAAACUGAACAAAAUUAUUAGUGAAUUCAUAACUAAAUUUUGGUGUAAGUUGCAAAUUGCAAACAUCUAUGUUUUCCUUUGAUUUUGCACUAAUCGUUGUCGUAACACCUUUCUCCUCGUUUUGAAAUAUCAAAACCUAAAUGUUUCAUUUGAUUCAAUACCAUAAUAUUAUAUAAAAUUUGUUUACAUCUCGAUGUUAAUUUAUUUUGGUGUUAAUAUAAUUUGGUACAGAGGAUGAUUAGAGGUGUUUGGUAAAUGUUCAGUAGUUUCUAAAAGUGUUAGAUGUUAUAUUUGUUGCUGAAUCAGCUGAAUGUAGAAUAAUUUUUAAAAGUGGAAAACGUUGCUGAAGACAGCUACAAACAGCUACCGAGCCGAGCAAACGUAGUUUGAAGACUAUCGAUUAAGAGACUGUUCCGUAUCGUGUUGUUGACUUGACUCCUAUUCAAUUGAGCGACAUUUUAAAAACCAAUGUAUACCACAACCGCCAGUUUACUAAAUAUACGUUCUUUUCAAAAUAGGCGAUGUAAGUAAACAUCUUUCUCAAGUAGGUAACGCUAAACAAAAAAAUUCGCGCGCGAGUGUAUAUACCUAUAUAUCUAUAAAGAUGUUAUUGAUCUUCUCCAGCAGGAUGUUGGGGUCUAGCCACGUGUUUGUGUCCCUAUGUUCUUGUAGAAUCUUUCAGUUAUAUUUUACUUUCUACCACUAUUGAUCUGUAAUGGAAUAACGAAGCUGCCCCCAAUGUUGAAGAUUCCCGCACGUUUUAAACAAUGUGACCUCAGUGUAUCCCUUGCCUUUGAUUAUUGUGACUGCAUUGUCAACAUGGGUACAAGGGCUGCUGCAUUUACAGCCAAAAUUCGCAGCCUUUAUGACUACCAACUGCGGCUCAUGCAAGGGGUCAUGCCCGCUCCAUCUGGGGUUGACAUAGCAAACACAAUCAAAUAUUUCUCGCAAACUCUCCUAACUGUCCUUAAAGAUGUACCUAAUUCUCCGUUUGAUCUGCUUAAGAAUCCAGAAAUGGAUGCUGUUAGAAUGGGACUUUUUCCCAGCUUGGAUUACAAAGGCCUUUACAAUUCUCUUAUUCCUUUAAUAGAAGUUGCUCCACUUAUCACUUAUGGGAUACUACCUUUUGGUCAAUCAAUUCUACAAAUUCUUGGCUGUCUUUUACCGUUUCUUGAACACGAUCUUAUAGACAAUUUGCCGUAUCUAGCAGCAUCGUCUAUAUCGGUACUUCCACAUCACCUCCAUCAAGAAAUCAUUAAUACUUUGUGUUUUUAUAUUCUUCCUUUUACAAUAACAAGGCAUGGUGAUCGCGACAAUAACAUCUGUCAAUCAGUUUCUGCUGUUAUAAUGAUGGUUUUUCAAUACUCUACAAAUCCUGCCCAUCACUGCCAACUAUUGGAAUGCUUAAUGACGUUAAAGCAGAACAUUUUAAAGGAUAUUUUAAGUGUGAUUGCCUAUGGUACCUCAACAGCACGAUCAUCAGCUGCAAAAUUAUUGUUUUAUUACUGGCCAACGUUCAAUGCCAAUUUGUUUGAUCGCAAAAACCUUAUUUGCAAAUUUGCAGAUCCGACGCCUUUUGUUUGCCAACGAGAUAUGUGUCCAAACACCGGGAACGCUGAAGCUGCAAAGGUUUGUUACGAUCACUGUAUCUCAAUAACCUUUGCAAGCGAUACACCACCACCUCUGUAUUUGUGUAUUGAAUGUGCAAACGAAAUCCAUCGAGAGCAUCCUAAUCAAAUGUUUUUUGAUAUCUUACACCCAAUGCAACAAGUUUCUAUGGUUUGCGAGAAUAAGAACUGUCGCUCAACUGAUAAAUCGGCAAUAUCUAUUUGUUUUUCUACUGAAUGUGCUAGCUAUAAUGGAAACCAUCCUAUAAGAUACUGCGAACAAUGUCAUAAUAACAGACAUAAUAAUAGACGGGGUGGAGAUCACAUAGUCCAUAAAAGUAUACCACCAACUUGGAAUAUGGAACCUGAAAUGCAGACUUAUAUGGUAGAAGCCAUAGUAAGUUUGCUGAAAGAAGCAAAAAUACCGCAGUUGGAGCAGAAAGAAGAGAAACGAGAUGGUGAGAAAGAAGGCAGAGAAGGUAGAGAAGGAAAGGAAGGAAAAAGUCCCGUACCAGCCUUAGACAAUAUAACAAUAGAAGAAAGACAGCUUUUGGGACGGUAUGGAGUGUGGCUAUUGGUUGGUAGAUGCACUCCAACAGAAAAUACAUUGGUUGAAGUACUUGGUCGCCUGCUAGCUAUGAUUUUUCAUUGGUUCCACAUGACAGCAUACUCAUACGAUGGACAAGAAGAAAGUACCUUAGAGAAAUUAAAGACUGAAAUUGUAUGCAACUGGCUACGAAGCAUUAGCCAGACUCAUUAUAACCUUUUUAUCUCAUGCCUUUUACCCCAUCCUCCAGAGUAUGCUCGCAUAGGCGGCCAUUGGGAUACACUGUCAUCACGCACAACACAUUUAAAAGACGGAUUAAACCGUCUUUUUUGCUUAGUACCUUACGAAGUGAUAACUCAAGAAAUAUGGAACUACGUCAUGCCUCACUGGAUGGAGGCUAUCGUUAACGACGUACCCGAAAAAGAACUAUUCGAACUACGUAUAAUCUUAAACAAAAUUCUUGAUACGGAUAUGAGUCCACUAGGUUUUAAUUCGAAAAAAAUGUAUCAGUUUGUUUCGUUCAGAUUUCAGAAAACCAGUGCCAAAGUACAGCAACAAGCAUUACAGUGGUUACAGACGCUGACUUUGCUGGAAAUCAUAAUACCUUUAGAUUUACUCUUUCACAUAUUCGGGGAAGGUGUGUCAAACAUGAAAGAAGGUAUAGUAGAAAGUGAUGGUGAACCCAUCACAUUGCACGAUCUCGAAAUACCUAGUAAAGCAGAACGAGAACAGAAAAGGGGAUCAAUUUCACCUCUAAUUGAAGAUGACGAUUCAGGAAAGACAUCAUUUUCAGAUGAGGAAAACAGACUCUCCCCUCAAGCAGAGUUCGAAACUGACGCAGAGCACAAUCUGUAUUGUUGUCUGUUAAUGCUAGACAUCUUAUUGAAGCAAAUGGAACUACAAGACACUGACAAACACACUGGCUUGAAUUCAUCACUUUGUAAAGAUGUGUGUUGGCUGUUGAAAUGUAUGAUAACGGCAGCUUGGAUAGCGAAUCACUCAUGCUCAUUAAAAUCGGAGUGCACGUACUGCGAAUCUAGCAUCAUGUGGCAUCAAUUAUCAUUACAAAUAUUGAAAUAUCUUUCACCCAUUUAUCCAGCUUAUCCGCCUGACCCACCUUUAGAAGAUAACUACGAUGACAUGCACAGCCGACGGAGUCCUCCAGAAAGCGACAAGAAAGAAGCCAAAAGUGAUGCUGUAAUUUCCAUGCCGAUUCCAGAAGUCCAUUCUGUUGGAGGCGUCAUAGUACACAUGCCACACGUGUGUUCUAUAAUGACUGCUACAGUUGAAACGGUCUCAGAACAAUUAGAUCUGCCAAUUAUGCCAGUCGAACGAGUUCCAGCAGGCAUUGCAAGAGCCAUAACUUUAUCAGAAUCUGAUGUAGCUAUGGCAAAGGCACAAAUAGUAAAAGCUCAGGUAAUAGGUGAAAACGAUGAACCCGUAGAUAUAGAUACAGGAGAAGACAUAGAUAAUUUCUGGCAAACGUCUGUAGGAAAGUUUAAAUUUUGUGUAGAAGAUUUACCACAACCGUUACAAUAUAUACACCAGCUAUUGCAAGAGUUGUCGAACGUAGAUAAGCCUGAUGUACUUUAUUAUAUGUUACAAUGUUUAAACGUAUUGAUUUUACAUGGAGAUGCUUGUACGAUAGCCUCAAAAGAACACAAAGGUUUUUUCAUUUGGUGCCAAGAAAAUCUUCUCAUAAAAAACCUUUGGGAACUGUGUAACUCAGAACACUCUCAUAUAUGCCAAACGGUGGUGCCAUUGCUUUUACACUGUAUAACCUUACCAGCUGGCUCGGAUGUGUUCUGGCGAGUAAUUCAAGAAGCAUUCCAUUGUCCUGAGUGGAGCGUGAGAUUUACUGCUGUCGAAAGAGUAACUGUCAUUACUAGAUUUAUGGAUUCCAGUCCUUUGAGAGAUAAGCCAUCGCUACAAGCAGCUUUGGCCAACGCUUUUUGUUAUUUAAUUUCAAGUAUGGAUGAUAGCAACGUGUGUGUAGCUCAAAGAGCUACUCUUUAUUUAGGGACCAUUCACGACGCUGCUGUUAAGUCUUUAAUUAUGUGUCUGGAGACCCAGUUUGAUUCUGUGAUAGUGGACCGUCCGAUGGUCCUUCAGUCUUUAUAUCAAUUGCACAACUCACUUAGCGAAAGAAAAAUUAUGACUUGGGAUUUUUUUCUAAAUCGUUUCGAUACAUUAUUUAUUGAAGCACAACUUACACUAGAAAAAUCAGGCGAAAUAAGUUAUUGUAGAGAUUUAAGGAAUUCAGAUGCCAACAGUGAGACAUUAACACGGAAGAUCAAGAGGGCUCAGGAGGCCCUAUCUCAGUGUGAUGGCAGUGCGACCAGUUCAGUUAAAACAUUAAGUGCUAGUUUUGGAACUAAAUGGCCUUACAAACGAACAAUGUCAGCUCCAGCAUCGAUAAUAAGGCAAGAAAAUAAAGAAGCAAAAGAAAAGGUAUACAGUCGUCAAUAUUCCGCACCAAUUUUAAAGAGGAAAAGUUCCCGUUUCGGCCUUGGUCAGUUUGUAGCCACUAGUAACAGUAUUACAGAUGGACACAUGCAUUCAUUAAAUAUGGUAGAUGAUCAAAAUAUAACAACAUUUUUACAAAGGGUGAUCGAUUUGGAAGAAGCUGAUAAAGAAACUAUGCAUCUAUUAGUUUUUCUUCUAAUGCAAUUCUUAUCCAGAUCUGAUCAAGCAUAUCCAGCGGAGGAAAAAAAUCUAGCUAAAACCCAAGGAAUCGUACUCCGACACUUAUAUCUGUUACUAGGGUACAGUCAAAAUGACAGAGGCUUGUAUCUUCCACCACAACGGUUAAGAUCUUCACCUGCCUUCAGUGUUUUUCUUUCAAAUUUACCUCAGUUGAUGGACCAAAAUCAUCUUAUGGGACGGCUUCUUCUUCCCACCUGUUUAAUAUUGAUGCAAUACGCUCCGUCUCCGUACUAUAUACCAAGCGCUAUGGAGUUUCAACAACCGACUUACAGUUUGUGGGCACUGGAGCCGCAUUUUCGAAAAAACUGGUUAAUGUCUAUCGUUGUGCUAUUAUACAAGUACCAAUAUAAUCAUCAACCUCACUGUAUGCAGUUGACAUCUCUAAUUAGAGUAGUAUUAAAUACUCUAGAUUCUCAACACCAUCACUGUAGAAGAAUUCCGGCUACUAUAAUCAUGGGACAACCACCUUCACGAUCUAGAGAUGUGAGUCAGCCAUCAUUGGGAGCAGAAAUAGAACAUACAGAACGUGUAACUCCACCCCCAUCACCAAUCUACUCAUCAGAUGGACAAUCAGUGCAAGUAAUCGGUAGUUCUAAAUGUGGAAAAAUGCAAGUAGCAUACACAAAACCCUCCUCUACAACAAGUAUGGAAACUCACUGGGAGGAAGCUAUCCAUUGUGUACAUCCAGAAAAGAAGCCGCAGAGAAGACAUGCUGAAGUUAGUGUCGAUACUGACACAGAAUCAGAGUUAAUGGUAAUACAUGAUAGCGAUAUGUCAGACAGUACUCUUCAAGGAAGUGUACAAGAUUCUUUUGAAGAUGGUGCAAGUGAUAGCUUAGGCGAAAAACAUCUUCCAAGGUCUCCCAAAGAAAGUUCCAUAAACCAGCUUGUUAAAAUUACUAAUAAAGGGAGACCGACGUGGACCAUAGGUAGCGAAGAAGAAUUUUCCAAAACAUGUGACAAUAAAGUUUAUCAAGAAGUGCUGAGAAGUCAUUCAGAGUUAAUCAAAAAUUGUUCUAGAUUAAAUUCUACCUCGUCAGUAAACGGUAUACAGGUAGCUAAAACUGUUACUACAGAUUUUCAUAAACAUGUCAGUUCGACAUUUGUAGAUACCCACUCUAUGGGAAAACCAAAGCACAAAAAAAUUAUCGAACCUAGUAUUACUCCCGUUUGUACACCUGUUUCAGACUGUGAUGAUUCUUAUAAAAAUAAUCAUGCUAGUUUACCAACCCCAUCUCUAGAAAGACUAUUACCAAUUGGGUCUACAAGAGUACCAGACUCUCCAUUAAAUGAUGACGUGUUUUCACCAACUAUAGAUUCUCAGUUAGAAAUUCCUUGUCAAGAACGAUUGCUUCCAAUAGGUCAGCACCCAAGUCCUCAGUUAAUGGAGAAGCUCAAACAAGCCUUAGGUGUAACUAGCCAACAAAUUAAAUCGGAGUCAAUUAAAAAAGAAAAACUGCAAGGGCACUCUCAAGAACAACAUCACCCGCAACCUACCUCUUCUCAUUCACAUAGUCCCAGAAAAUUGACCAAACAGGUUGCUCUAGAGAGCCCCAACAAUUCCGAAUUUGAGGAUAAUGGACACUUCAAAUCUCUUAAGAUGGACAAUCAAAGGGACUUGAUGGUUAACCACAGACAACGUAUACGUAAAGCAGGUCCAUUCGCAAUGAAUUCCUACUCUUUGCAUGAUCCUAGAAAACCUGGUGCCUGGAUGAGCCCACAACUCUCCCUCAAACUUGAAGGAAUUGAUUUAAAACAGAGUUCGUUUAGAACUGGGGAAGAAUGUGUAGCAGAGAGGUGUACAGAAUGUGGUUUAGUGAAAGAAGAAUAUAGCGAUGAGGAAAUCGGACUCUGUAUUGUAACUUUAGGAACUUUUAUACACCGAGAACCUGCACUUGCUGCUCCUAUGCUACCCGAUAUACUUAGCAUUGUAGCAAAAGUAGCAACAAAUGCAAUGUAUCCGUGGCAAACUGAAAGCAAUAUUCACCUACCUGGGGGAGCUAUAAGUGUAGCCCAUCAAUUUUUAAGAUGCGUUUUACACCAAUUAGCCCCAAACGGAAUUUUUACGCAAAUGUUUCAAACAAAUGCUCCAGAAAAUAUUCGAAUUCAAUUUUUUAAGAGUGUUAUACAAGCGUUAAUUGACUUUAACGAAUUAAAUCCUGUAGCGCCUAUUCAACUUCUUUUAGAAACAUUGAAUUCGAAGAAAACGUUACCUGUUGAUAUUUUGCCGACAAUUUUACAAAAUAUGGCGUGUUAUUUGAACUGUCUGCCUCUUGAAGUUGCCUUAGGUGCAAGUACACCCAUGUGGGGUACAGUUUUACAACAAGUAGAAAUUUUAUAUCGAAAAUUAUUGUUUUUGUUAAAUACUAUGGAUGAUAUUAUUCCGCUGUUAAAAAUAAUGUCUUCACUUUUUAAAAUCCCCUUGAUUUCACAAUUUAAGGGUAUUUUGGAGCCUUUUUCCAAAGUUCUCAGUUAUGCAAUACAAACACAAACUAUGAAUUAUGGUUGCCUUAUAGAAAUUUGUUACUUGUGUUACAAAGCAUUUACAAAGGAAAGAGAUAAAUUAAUACUUAGUAGAAUGGUUGUUUUUGAACUAGUACAGGCACUCAAGUUCAAAACUACUAUACCAGAUGCAAAUCUUCUAAUGUUAAUAAAUCUAAUUUUACAGGAUAUAGGAGGUUCGAUUCCAUCUAAUGUUGUAAUAAAGGACUGUUCAUCGAUAACAUUAGAAUAUGGUUCUGGAUUUACAACUGGUAUAUCAGAAUGUAUGAAGUUAAAUCUUGGUGAUAUUUUAGAAUUCCUAACAGAUUUUCACGCCAUAUCUAAAAUAAAGAGCUACUGUAAAGGAAUUAAUGUCGGUUUAAAUGAUGAUACAUUAGGUGGUAUAAUAAAAUGUAGUAUUGCUCAAUAUUUAGCUUUAGAAAUAACCAAAGGUAAUGGUAGAGACAACAGAGCUGUCACGAGAUAUUUUCCUUGGUUAUGUAGUACUUCAAUAACGCAACAGAGUCCAAGAGAAUUCAUUGAGUGCAUAGGCCAUAUACGACUUCUUUCAUGGCUUUUACUGGGAUCGCUAACACAUACGGCAUUACAGGGUAACAACAAUAAUAACUGUCAAAUAUUAAGUCAGCCAAUUCCCCAAGAAGCUUCUUGUCAAAUCGCUGACCACAUUCAAGUGAUAAUGGCUGGUUUUGCCGAACAACCAAAGGCAUCUAUAUUACAUAUGUCGUCGCUAUUCCAUACAUUCAUUUUAUGCCAGCUUUGGACGAUCUAUUUAGAACAAGGAUUAAGUAGUAACAUACCAAUAACAGAAGCAUACAACGUAACUAUGAAUAUUCUUUUUGAUUUCUGGGGUAAAGUAACACCCUGCAUCUUACAACUAAUACAGCAAUCUAAAAUGUUAUGUGAAAUAGUUAGUUUACACUUUUUAAGCAUGUUGGAGGCGCUGUUGGAGUGUCAGUCCACGUUUGUAGGAAAAUUGCUACCGCUCUGGACACCUGUCCUCUGUUCAAGUCAACUGCAGUUGCCAGGGCAUUUACAAGUAAGAUUACAAAACUGCCGUAAUUUUCCACCCACAAGUAUUCAAGAAGCAAUCCCAGAGAAAUUAAAACUAGCAAAUUUACAUAAUCCAAUGCUCCUACGAUGGUUACAGAGGUUGCAAUUUAAAAUGGGACAAAUUGAACUCCAGUCAUCAACAGCAACACAAUUCUAUUCAUUGUAAAUAAUUUAUUUAUAAAUUAUAAUAUUUUUAUUUAACAAAAAUUUAUACAUACGGUUGGAAUAAAUUAUUCGAAAUUAUAAACAUAA